UUCUGUGGUUAUACUCACUCCUCAUCAUCAAGCAUGAGACUCAUGGCUCUCCUUCUUCUGGCAGCUCUGGCUGGGGCCCUGGUCUGUGCCCAAGAUGCUGCCUCUGACCCUGUGGAGGCUGCUCCUGCCCAGGAGCCCACUAGUGCUGAACUUGAGAGGACAACUUCAGCGAAAACUGCUUCUCUUCCUGAGAUAGACACAGCAGCCCAGAAGACUUCGGAGGCAGCUCAGUGGCCAGCCAAGGUCCUCUCUCCGAGGCCAGGACUAAAUGUUCUGAAAGCUAUGAUAGAGAAAAGUCUCUUGCUAGCAGAGAAGGCCUUUGAAGAAGCAGAAAAACAAGUGAAUGAAAGAAUUCAAGAUGGAAAACAAAUAGCUGGAAAUGGAGCUGACAUUCUACAAGGACUGAAGAAAAAGUUUGAUCCAAAUAAUUGGUUUGAGAAGCUGAAAGAAUGGAGUCCCUGGCCUUAAUGCCUUAAACAUGUUUGUGGCCCAGAUUGAUUAAACUGAA
Hipposideros armiger (great roundleaf bat) is the source of this 508-nucleotide messenger RNA. RefSeq names its product lacritin (gene LACRT). Gene Ontology annotation, cellular component: secretory granule; extracellular region. Bases 34 to 468 code for a protein of 144 amino acids. Gene Ontology annotation, biological process: calcium-mediated signaling; positive regulation of secretion; positive regulation of cell population proliferation. The transcript has 5 exons. Lineage: Eukaryota; Metazoa; Chordata; Mammalia; Chiroptera; Hipposideridae. The record is from RefSeq and is a predicted model, not a curated record.